Dreissena polymorpha is the source of this 893-nucleotide messenger RNA. RefSeq lists its product as uncharacterized. The transcript is spliced from 3 exons. The record is from RefSeq and is a predicted model, not a curated record. NCBI's taxonomy places the organism in Eukaryota, Metazoa, Mollusca, Bivalvia, Myida, Dreissenidae. Bases 121 to 549 code for a protein of 142 amino acids.
UUCAUGACAUAAGAGAUAAGAUACACAGCGACACAGGAAUUUUAUGUGAUCGAUAAAGACUAAAUAUUUGAUAUCACAUGCAUUCAAGAUAACGAGGAUAGCAAAGAACGUGUUCCUAAAAUGAAAUCGACAAUCUUUUGGAUAAUAUUAGUGGCGAGGGUAGGUUUAGUGAUGGGCUCGUGUGACCCACUAUUCGGUCCUACUGGGACAGAGUAUGAAUGCAAGAAGUUCGACCAGUACAGCGGCUAUCAACGGGCCAUCUGUUAUCGCAACGCUUACAUCAAAUCAAUCACUGGCAAUAAACAUGCGUGUUCCCAGAGCAAUGCCAAUUACUGCUAUUUUCAGUGCAUGCUUGAAAAAUACGAUAGAGCUUCAGGACCCGUCUACGAUGACUGCGCAUGCGCCUUAAAUCUCACGACGGAGACGACUCCGACAACUACAGCCUCCUCCAAAACAGUCAUCAUCGUAAGUGUAACGGUUGGAGGAGGGGGCGGAGCGGGAAUCAUUGUAUUUGUUUUAUACAUCAUAAGAAAGAUGUGUUGUAACUAACUUGCUGCGCGAUUAUACAUAGGUUCAAGUUUUGAAACGAUCAUUAAUUUGGAAGAACUUAAAUAUCGUAUUUAUGGCACUAGUAGUUUUGUUGCUUUUUUUUAUUUUGUAUAAUGUCCAAUAAUUUUAUCUAUCUUUACACUGAAAUCACUUUCACAUGUGGUCUUUCCCUAAUAUCAAGAGCAUUUGGUCAGAAAACACCAUACGGUUGUUAAUAUUUUACCGUGAAAAUGCAAGCAAUGUGAUCUUCAGCCUUAAUUAUUUUGUCAAUCGUCAUAUUUUUGUUAGCUCCAUUUUAUGUUUUGCAUGAGAAAUAAGGGGAUUAAAUAUUCACAAACAUUUAA